AUGAGCGGCGCAAAUACUCGCGAAACUUUGCCUUACGAAGGUGGAGCACUCCCAGCUCCAAGAGCUCCACAUCGCGAGCAGCGCAGCCACCUGGGCCUGUCCGUACUCAAUCCCAGUGAUCAUGGUUGGCACGUACCGCGGUUUGCCGCCACGUUUUCGUCGGCACCGGACCGGUUCUGCUUCGCUCGGAUGGAUUCACCUCAUGGCUCAGGCAGACGCGGCUGCCGCCUGCGUUUCCUCACUUGCUCGUUGUCGCCGGGCAUCUUGUGUUCAAUUGCGGCCAUUCGAUCGGGCGAGACGCCGGCGGCUGCGGACCAGUAG
Molecule: messenger RNA, 321 nt
Organism: Phytophthora nicotianae INRA-310
Lineage: Eukaryota; Oomycota; Peronosporomycetes; Peronosporales; Peronosporaceae
Exons: 2
Coding region: 1-321 (106 amino acids)
Source: RefSeq, a predicted model, not a curated record